Messenger RNA from Bicyclus anynana (squinting bush brown), 1998 nucleotides. RefSeq names its product short/branched chain specific acyl-CoA dehydrogenase, mitochondrial (gene Acade). NCBI's taxonomy places the organism in Eukaryota, Metazoa, Arthropoda, Insecta, Lepidoptera, Nymphalidae. The transcript has 9 exons. Gene Ontology annotation, molecular function: flavin adenine dinucleotide binding; acyl-CoA dehydrogenase activity. The record is from RefSeq and is a predicted model, not a curated record. The coding region runs from base 124 to 1374 and encodes 416 amino acids. Gene Ontology annotation, cellular component: mitochondrion.
CUAGCCUGACAACCAUUAGCCAAUGAGCUAAAUUCGUAUCAACUACAACCAGUUUGUAUUCCGGUUCGGUCGGCGAUUGCUGUACGUUCGCAGCGCAAAAUUAUAAAAAAAAAAUAUAUAAAAAUGUUCCCUUUGCGUCGUGUCGGUUGUAAGAUUUUAGAGCAAUGGCGGGCGCCGGUUGUGGUGGCUGCGAAAUCGAAGAAUUUCAGUACAGACGCUCCCCGGCCGUUGACUAUGCUGACAGAUGAUGAACUGGCUAUGAGAGAAACAAUCAGAAAGCUGGCAACAGAGCAGAUCGCACCACUGGUAAAAAAGAUGGAAGAUGAACACAAAAUCGACGAAGGGAUCAGACAGAUGCUAUUCGAUAAUGGUCUCAUGGGUAUCGAAACACCAACCGAAUACAGCGGCUCAGGAUGCGGGUUCCUAACAAUGAUGUUAGUGGUAGAAGAAUUGUCCAGGGUAGAUCCAGCGGUUGCCGCGUAUGUGGACAUCCAUAACACAUUAGUCAACUCUUUAUUCAUGAAAUUAGGAACGGAAGAACAGAAGAAGAAAUACCUGACGAAGUUGUGUACGGAAUACGCUGGCAGUUUCUGCUUAACAGAACCAACGUCGGGUUCAGACGCAUUUGCACUGAAAACCGUGGCAAAGAAGGAUGGCAAAGAUUACGUCAUUAAUGGCUCAAAGAUGUGGAUCUCUAAUUCUGAUGUAGCUGGUGUAUUCCUCAUUAUGGCUAAUGCCGAUCCUUCAAAGGGCUACAAAGGCAUCACGUGUUUCAUAGCUGAGCGCGACACCCCUGGCCUCACCGUCGCCAAACCAGAGAAUAAACUCGGCAUCCGAGCAUCCGGGACUUGCAUGGUGCACUUCGAUAACGUGAGAGUGCCCGAGGAGAACAUCCUGGGAGAAUAUGGGAAAGGUUACAAAUACGCGGCUGGUUUCCUCAACGAGGGUCGCAUCGGUAUCGCGUCGCAGAUGAUCGGCCUGUGCCAGGGCUGCAUGGACGCUACCAUCCCUUACACCUUGGAGAGGAAACAGUUCGGAAAGAAGAUCUACUCCUAUCAGGGUAUCAGCUACCAAAUAGCUCAUCUACAAACACAACUAGAAGCCGCAAGGUUACUGACCUACAACGCUGCAAGACUAAAGGAAAAUGGACUUGAAUUCGUCAAAGAAGCUGCUAUGGCUAAAUACUACGCUUCAGAAAUAGCUCAAACCCUGACAUCUAAAUGCAUUGACUUUAUGGGAGGAGUUGGUUUCACCAGGGACUUCCCGCAGGAGAAAUUCUUUAGGGAUGCUAAAAUUGGUACUAUCUAUGAGGGAACAAGCAACAUGCAACUACAAACCAUAGCAAAACUAAUUGAAAAGGAAUACAGUCAAUAGUUAUAUAAAAAAAUUAAGUAUGUUAUUGUCAGGGUAUCGAGCAUUUAUAGAAUUUGGUACAUAAUGAAAAUGUAUUUUUUUAUAUUUAUUACCGAGUAUAUUUUAUAUUGAUAUUCUGUUCAAAUUGUUAAUAGGUUUAUAUUAUGUAGUUAACUGUUAUAUAUUUAUAAUUGUUUCUAUAUGUGUGUAAAUACAAAAUCUGUGAAAGUUUAUGAUUAAAUUAGUAAAAUAUUUAUAAAAUAAAUGUAGCUUAAUAUUUUAUAUUUAUAUACUAACCUAUUUUUUAUCUAUUUUCCCAUUGUUUCAAACCGAUAAAUAAAACAUAAUGAUUAUUAUUUACUCUUUAUUUUACCACUGCAAUAUAAUAAGAAAAACUAACAUUAAGACAGAAAAAAACAUUUGAAUUGUAAGUAAAAUAACCAUUUUAAAUUCUAUAUUUCACUUCUUUAUUCACUAUUUCUAUUUUCUAUAUAUUUUCUACUUUAAUAUUAUUUCAUGUUGUACUAUGACAAGAACCAGUUUUGUAAAAAUAACAAUAAAAUUCUACAAGAUUUUCCAUAUCUAUCUAUAUUGCAUAGAAAUAAACACUAUAAUUUAGAAAAUAUACAUACAAUUUUUACAAAA